Messenger RNA from Hemibagrus wyckioides, 1615 nucleotides. RefSeq names its product ddb1 and cul4 associated factor 17 (gene dcaf17). Bases 1 to 1587 code for a protein of 528 amino acids. Gene Ontology annotation, cellular component: Cul4-RING E3 ubiquitin ligase complex. The transcript has 14 exons. Lineage: Eukaryota; Metazoa; Chordata; Actinopteri; Siluriformes; Bagridae. Gene Ontology annotation, biological process: protein ubiquitination. The record is from RefSeq and is a predicted model, not a curated record.
AUGGUGUCCACAUCCUCCUCCAUGUGUUUGGAGAGGUCUCCUAUGGUGCGCCCUCUAGCGGGAAAAUCUCGAACAAACAACGCGUGCGUGUUGUUAGGCUUCAGGUCAGCGGGGGUCACCUCGCAUGACUUCGGUACUUUACUAGGAGGAAAUCUCAAGAUCCUCAAGAAUAUUAUUCUCCAGGAUGGUGCAGAAUUCACAAAGGUGUGGACCAAAUCCUCCAAAACCGCCGUCUCGUAUGAAAGUGGAAGGAUAUAUUUUGAAAAUUACAGAUGCUCCUAUACCAGCCUAACACCCCAGCCGCAGCUCUUGUAUGAGAUGCCGAAACGGUCCAAAGCUGAGAAGAUUGAGGAUUCCUUAUUAUGCCAGUGUCCACUUGAUAAAACACUCCCAUGGGCCUUGGAGCAGAAACCCAGCCUUCUAUCCCUAACAGCUAAUAAUUGGUUGUAUCAUCUCUCAGCCGAUACAGGACAAACACUGCACAGAGUCUACCUCUCACCUCAUUUCAAAUUCAGAUCGCUGGGAUGGGAUGUCUCUCAGGAAACAUUUUAUGUCAAAUCCAUUCAGCAUAAACAGACACCACUCGCACGACAGGCUGGUGUUGAGAACAACGUCCUCAUGCAUUUAGCCAUAUUCCAAGUCUUUCCUCUUGAUGUUAUUGGAGUGCUGGAGAUCAACAAAAAAGUCUUUGGUAAAUCUGUGGUUGAUGUUCUCCUGUCUCAAGGAGUGUUGGCUGUGUCACACAGCUCAAAAUGUGUAAAGCUUUACAGCUUGGAAUAUAUUGUGAAAAAGUUCAGGACUAAGAAGCUGGUACUGGGACAGGAGUGUGAUUUAUAUGGUGCUAGGGGAAUAGUGGGAGAUACUCCCUAUGGCAUUCCAGUCAACAUUCACAUCAAGGAGUGUCCUCCUGCAUUGUUCGAGAUGUCGUACUUGGAUAAUGGGAUCCAGAUCGGAGGCCACCCAUGGCACUACAUCUACACACCUAAUCAUAAAAGACACAGGGGGACACACCACAUCUGCUCCAUCAUUGAUGGUGCCUUGGCAAAGAAUGGUGUGCAGGAUAUGAAGUGUGACUCACUAGAAGAAGAUUGGAUCUUCUUCCACCCUGAUGACUCGGGCAGGAUUAUCCAUGCUGGGCCCAGUACCAUAAAAGUUCUGAAAAUCAAAGCAGAAAAAGAAUUCAGUUCAAAGUAUGAGGUUGUCUGUGACUUCUCUAUUAUAGCAUCCAGAGAAGACGGCGCCUCCCAAGUGACAGUGACCUCCUCUGGCCGAACAGUGAAGAAAAGAAUUCAGCAGCUGGAAGAUGAUCCUGAUCAAGAGACAUUUAAGAUGGUUAAAUAUGAAGAUGAGCUGGACCUGUUAGCCAUUGUGGAUGUCAGUCACAUAGAAGAUGAGGGACAAGCCAGUGUUCGCCUCCACAACAAUAAAAGUGGAGCGUUGCUGAAAAAAAUUCCACUUCAGGAACCAUGGGAUGUGACUUACAGUCAUGAAGUCUACUUCGACAGGGACACGAUAAUUCACAUCGAACAAGAGAGGAACAACAACUACUCUUGCCAUGUCUAUAAGAUAAAACGAAGGACAAACUGAUGACCCUGUGGACACAAAUACAGAACAC